Oncorhynchus gorbuscha (pink salmon) is the source of this 2964-nucleotide messenger RNA. Its product is annotated as WD repeat and FYVE domain-containing protein 1. Lineage: Eukaryota; Metazoa; Chordata; Actinopteri; Salmoniformes; Salmonidae. The record is from RefSeq and is a predicted model, not a curated record. The transcript has 12 exons. Bases 50 to 1282 code for a protein of 410 amino acids. Gene Ontology annotation, molecular function: protein binding; metal ion binding.
CCUUAGCCGUCAUCUGAUUGUCGAGUUGGGAGAAAAAGACAACAUAGCCAUGGCGGCAGAGAUUCAUUCGAGGCCUCAAAGCUCAAGACCAGUUCUUCUAAAUAAAAUCGAAGGACACUCGGACGCGGUCAAUGCUGCAGUUUUGAUACCGAAAGAGGACGGAGUGAUCACGGUUAGCGAGGACAGAACUAUCCGGGUAUGGCUGAAGAGAGACAGUGGACAGUACUGGCCCAGCAUCUACCACACGGUCUCUUCGCCAUGCUCCUGUAUGUCAUACCAUCACGACAGCAGGCGCAUCUUCAUUGGGCAGGACAACGGAGCCAUUGUGGAAUUCCUUCUGUCUGAAGAUUUCAACAAGAUGAACCAUGUGAAGACCUAUCCUGCCCAUCAGAACCGUGUGUCAGACAUGGUGUUUUCUCUGGAGAGCGAGUGGGUGGUGAGCACCGGACACGACAAGAGUGUGAGCUGGAUGUGCACCCAGAGCGGCAGUAUGCUGGGGCGCCACUACUUCGGCUCCUGGGCCUCCUGUCUACAGUAUGACAACGACACCCAGCAUGCCUUUGUAGGGGACUACUCAGGACAGAUCACCUUGCUGAAACUGGAGAGACAGACCUACUCCACCAUCACCACACUGAAGGGCCACGAAGGUAGUAUUGGAGCUCUGUGGUGGGAUCCUGUUCAGAGGCUUUUGUUCUCAGGAGCGUCUGACCACAGUGUCAUCAUGUGGGAUAUCGGGGGCCGCAAGGGACGAACACUACUGCUCCAGGGACACCAUGAACGAGUGCAGGCAGUGCGAUACCUGCAGCUGACCAGACAACUGGUGUCCUGUUCUGCAGAUGGCGGCGUCACAGUGUGGAACAUGGACACUCCCAGAGAAGAGGCUCCUCAGUGGUUGGACAGUGACUCAUGUCAGAAGUGUGAGCAGCCUUUUUUCUGGAACGUCAAACAGAUGUGGGACUCAAAGACCAUUGGACUUAGGCAGCACCACUGCAGGAAGUGUGGCAAAGCGGUGUGUGGGAAGUGUAGUUCCAAGAGCACUACAUACCCUGUGAUGGGCUUUGAGUUCCAGGUGCGCGUGUGUGACACCUGCUACGACACCGUCAAGGACGAGGAUCGUACUGCAUUAGCAACGUUCCAUGAGGGGAAGCACAACAUAGCCUUUAUGGACAUGGACCCUUCCAGAGGCCUGAUGGUGACCUGUGGCAGCGACCGUGUCGUCAAGAUAUGGGACAUGACGCAAGUGGUUGGCUGCAGCAUAGCAACAGGCUUCUCCCCACGUUGAUUAACCCCAUCGGCCCUCAAACUCUGUCCUCUACUCUACUGACAGGUGUCUCUGUCAUUGGGACCUCCUCUGUCUCCUCAUCUUUCUGGCUCCUUUUCUGUCCGGCUGCUUCUGUUCACUCAUCUCCCACUGGUCGUUUGGAUGAAGAUACGAAUGUGUGUGUUGUGUUGUGUAAGUGGGUGGGUACUAGUGUUGGUAACCCUUUGCUUGAUUUGGUGUCAGUUUUGUACGUGAGAAUUUGAGUCUCAAAUGUGUCUCAGGUCUAACUUCCAGUGUGUACCCGUUCAGCGGCGUUCCAAGCACAAUGUCCUGUUCUAAUGUGUGAAUGGAAGGGAGCAGUGUUUGUGUUUACGUAUGUUCCACCUCUGUCUGGUUUCUUUGACAUAGUGGGUCAGCUCUAAUUCCUUUUGUACUGUAACAUUGGACUGCUAGACCCGAUAAUCCACAAAGCCCUGCCCAACAGAGACACACAGGGCGCUCCUAUUGGCUGCUUACUUCAACUUUCUACAUUUUAAAUAUUGCAAAUGCUAACCAUGACAACACAGCUUUUGUAUACCCAUAUGCAUAGUGUGUACAGUAUGAGAUGCAGUGUGCUUAUCGCUCUAUCCCUCACUGAGCACGAGGUCAGUUUCUCUCUUUCCUCGCUAGUUGUUCUUUCCCUCUUUCUUUCUCUUCACUAGUUGGCCUUAAACUCACUCGUUUGUCUCAGGAGGAGGAGAUGGAAGAGUCAUUAGAGGGCAUGGCUGUAUGUGCCGUCACCAUGGCAACCCUGGCCGAGCUGUAGCCACAGCUGUUCUCCCACAGACCUUGUCCAACUUCAUCUCAGACACCUAAAACAUAUUUCAUCAAUUUACACAACUGUACAGAUAUCACUUCUAGUCCUGAUAACCAAGACCCCAUACUCUGUUGCCUUUGCGAUUAGUUAAGAUGAAUUUGCGUAUAAUGAAAAACAAGUGUCAGCUUUUGAACAAGAGGUUUUUAUUUGGCUUUUGCUCUCUUUACAGGCACAUAGGUAUUGCAAUGGUACUGAAUUAAAGUCAAUGUAGCGCUAAAGUUCCCAUGCACUGAUGUUUUAUGCUGUUUAAUCUCUCACUGUGGGAUUGUGGGUAAAAUUAGAAGCUGCUUGUGUUUCUUCUAAGGCCUUAAGAGAGUGGGAUGGACUAAGCAUUCUAGAACCUUCAAAACUCUCACGACUGUUCUUACACACACUCUUCUGUAGCAUAGCUGCAUUUUUCUCUCAACACUCACCCAUGAAUACUAAGCAUUCAACACUAUUUACUAGUUCCUCUGUCACUCUCCCGCUCUGUUUUGUUUCCAGAGCCCCGUAAGGUUCUCAACUGCACUUAAAUGCACUAAUUGUGGCUUGAGUUGCAUAAUGUCCUUAAACUGGUAUAUAUUUGGCUAAUUUUAUGCUAGGUUAGACUAACGCUUGCCUUAAGGUAAAACUGAACGUUGGAGUAACGUAUGUAGUCCCAUUCCAGUUUUGAUCACCUACUGUAUAAUAUUUCUAUUUGUAGCAAAGUGUUUGAUUGUUUCUUGAUGUUUACUUCAUGUAUAGAUAGGAUGGUGGUGAGGUCACACAGACAGGAUGAUGUUUACUUCAUGUAUAGAUAGGAUGGUGGUGAGGUCACACAGACAGGAUGAUGUUUACUUCAUGUAUAGAUAGGAUGGUGGUGAGGUCA